CUCGGCUAGCGGAGCCUGUGCUGUCCCAAGCUUCACAGAAACGCUCGAGGGCCAGGUUGCGCUUGCGUGUUGCGGCCGGUGGGCGGGGCGAAGGCCGCGCUAGCCGCGGCUGGGCUUCCCCGUGGGCUGGAAUCUCAGACCGCGCUGACCGGGAGCGGAGCGGUGGUGGAUCCUGCAAGGCCUGCUUCCCAACUCUAGCCACCGAAAGUAAACUUUCCUCCAGUUUCCGCGGCGCUUCAAAGCCCUUGCCUCAGCUUCCGGGCUUGCCGCGGUCAGGGCCUCCCUCACACGAAACGGGUUUGGCGCCAUGGACGCGACGGCACUGGAGCGGGACGCGGUGCAGUUCGCCCGGCUGGCGGUGCAGCGUGACCACGAAGGUCGCUACUCAGAAGCAGUGUUUUACUACAAGGAAGCUGCACAAGCGUUAAUUUAUGCUGAGAUGGCAGGAUCAAGCCUGGAACAUAUUCAAGAAAAAAUAAAUGAGUAUCUGGAAAGAGUUCAAGCUCUGCAUUCAGCAGAUAUUUCCCCCCUCGUUUCAACAACCUUUUAUUGAGUUCAUGUUUGAGCUUUAUGUUCAGUCAAAGAAUGUUGAUCCUUUGAAAUCAAAACAUCAGUUGGAUCUAGAGCGUGCCCAUUUCCUUGUUACACAAGCUUUUGAUGAAGAUGAAAAAGAGAAUGUUGAAGAUGCCAUAGAAUUAUAUACAGAAGCUGUGGAUCUCUGUCUAAAAACCUCUUAUGAAACUGCUGAUAAAACCCUGCAAAAUAAACUGAAACAGUUGGCUCGACAGGCACUGGAUAGAGCAGAAGCUUUGAGUGAACCUUUGACAAAGCCAUUUUGCAAAACCAAGUCAACAAAUAUUAAACCAAAGCCACCUCCAGUAAGAACCCAUUUUCCGUUAGGAUCUAGCCCCUUCCUUGAAAGACCUCAACCAUUUAUAACUCCACAGUCAUGUGAUGCACAAGGACAGAAAUAUACAGCAGAAGAAAUAGAAGUGCUCAGGACAACAUCAAAAAUAAAUGGUAUAGAAUAUGUUCCUUUCAUGAGUGUCGACCUGAGAGAACGUUUUGCCUAUCCGAUGCCCUUCUGUGAUAGAUGGGGGAAGCUACCAUUGUCACCUAAACAAAAAGCUACGUUUUCCAAAUGGGUACGACCAGAAGACCUCACCAACAAUCCUACAAUGAUUUACACUGUGUCCAGUUUUAGCAUUAAACAGACAAUAGUAUCAGAUUGUUCCUUUGUGGCGUCAUUGGCUAUCAGUGCAGCUUACGAGAGACGAUUUAAUAAGAAGUUGAUAACCAGCAUAAUUUACCCUCAGAAUAAGGAUGGUGAACCAGAAUACAAUCCGUGUGGAAAGUAUAUGGUAAAACUUCACCUCAAUGGUGUUCCAAGAAAGGUGAUAAUUGAUGACCAAUUACCUGUUGAUCAUAAGGGAGAAUUGCUGUGUUCUUAUUCCAACAACAAAAGUGAAUUGUGGGUUUCUCUCAUAGAAAAAGCAUACAUGAAAGUCAUGGGAGGAUAUGAUUUUCCAGGAUCCAAUUCAAAUAUUGAUCUUCAUGCACUGACUGGGUGGAUACCAGAAAGGAUUGCUAUGCAUUCAGAUAGCCAAACUUUCAGUAAGGAUAAUUCUUUCAGAAUGCUUUACCAAAGAUUUCACAAAGGGGAUGUCCUUAUCACUGCAUCGACUGGAAUGAUGACUGAAGCUGAAGGAGAAAAGUGGGGUCUGGUUCCCACUCACGCAUAUGCUGUUUUGGAUAUUAGAGAGUUCAAGGGUCUGCGAUUUAUACAAUUGAAAAAUCCUUGGAGUCAUUUACGUUGGAAAGGAAGAUAUAGUGAAAAUGAUGUAAAAAACUGGACUCCAGAGUUGCAAAAAUACUUAAACUUUGAUCCCCGAACAGCUCAGAAAAUAGACAAUGGAAUAUUUUGGAUUUCAUGGGAUGAUCUAUGCCAGUAUUAUGAUGUGAUUUAUUUGAGUUGGAAUCCAAGUCUUUUUAAAGAAUCGACAUGUAUUCACAGUACUUGGGAUGCUAAGCAAGGACCUGUGAAAGAUGCCUAUAGCCUGGCCAACAACCCCCAGUACAAACUGGAGGUCCAGUGUCCACAAGGGGGCGCUGCAGUGUGGAUUUUGCUUAGUAGACACAUAACAGACAAGGAUGAUUUUGCAAACAAUCGGGAAUUUAUCACAAUGGUUGUGUACAAGACUGAUGGGAAAAAAGUUUAUUGCCCAGCUGACCCACCUCCAUAUAUUGAUGGAAUUCGAAUUAACAGCCCUCAUUAUUUGACUAAGAUAAAGCUGACCACACCUGGGACCCAUACCUUUACAUUAGUGGUUUCUCAGUAUGAAAAACAGAACACAAUCCAUUACACAGUUCGGGUAUAUUCAGCAUGCAGUUUUACUUUUUCGAAGAUUCCUUCACCAUACACCUUAUCAAAACGGAUUAAUGGAAAGUGGAGUGGUCAGAGUGCUGGAGGAUGUGGAAAUUUCCAAGAGACACACAAAAAUAACCCCAUCUACCAAUUCCAUAUAGAAAAGACUGGGCCAUUACUUAUUGAGCUAAGAGGACCAAGGCAAUAUAGUGUUGGAUUUGAGGUUGUAACAGUUUCUGUGGUGGGAGAUCCUGGUUCCCAUGGCUUUCAGAGGAAAUCUAGUGGCGACUAUAGGUGUGGGUUUUGCUACCUGGAAUUAGAAAACAUACCUGCUGGGAUCUACAAUAUCAUCCCCAGUACUUUUUUGCCUAAACAAGAGGGACCCUUUUUCCUGGACUUUAAUAGUAUAAUACCCAUCAAGACAACACAACUUCAGUGAUGAAGAAAUUUCAGCAAUUACUGGAUUUUAUACUUACCAAAUAUCAACUCUUCAAAUGAGAACACAGAUCUGUGGAAUACUACACACAACAAUCAGAACUUAAUUAAAUUCUCCAAAACCAUGUCAUAGUGGAAUCUUGUACUCAAGUCAAGGUGUUUGGUGAGAAUUGUAUAUAGUCAGAAGUACCCUGAAUCACCCGGAAGUAAAGUUUGCCUGGUUUUAAGUAUAUAUAGAAUUGGCUUACUUUUAGGGCCCACGUUGUAUAAAAAAGUAGGUAUCAUUAAAUUAUUAGACUUACACUCAGUCUGCAUUUUGAGAUGCCUUUGCUAAGAGGACAAGGGAACUGAGACCAGCUGCGGAAAAUGAGGGGCACAGACUCAUUGAGUGGAAUGGUGAGAGCUGGUAUAAUGUCCUGAAAUGUUACAUUAUUUUUCUUUUUUUCAGAGCAUGUUGUGAGUUAAAUCUGCUUGUGUUGUGAUUCCACUAUACAUCUUGGGCAGCUAAUUACCAAAUGAAUCAUGUCCCAUAAUCAGAUUUUAACUCUGCAUUGAUGAUUUUGAAAUAUUUGUUGCCCAAGUGUUACAAAAGAAUAAAGCUUUAAGAAGUACUCAUUAACAUAGCACGAAGAUGCUCAUGCUUAAGAAUGGGUUGUUGCAGUUACCAAUGCAUCUCUCUCAUUGAAUCACGUAAGGAGGACUGAGGUAUGUACACCAGUGCAAUUUUUGUUUUAUCAGGUUGAUUGAAAGUAAUAAUUUCCUGAGACAUUACAGCCAGUUUUUAUAGUCUUUUUAAAAUUGCUCUAUAUAGUUCAGUGCUCUUUAUGAUAACACUGAAAAAAAUACAAUCAAGAAUUUAUUAUAUGAUUAGGUUAUAUAGCAUUCAGAAAAAGUGAAUUGAAUUGCCAAGAAAACAGUAUCGUGUAAGUUCCCAGUUUACAUAAAAAUACAUCAGAAUCAUACUCAAGAUUUUAAAGCUCUGAAAAUUAAUAAGUUGGGAUUGUCUCUACUUUAUAAUUAUUAAAACUUAUUUUGUAUUUCAUACUACCUUUAAUUGAAAUAAAAUGUUUAUACUUAUGGGAAAAACUGCAUA
Messenger RNA from Choloepus didactylus (southern two-toed sloth), 3893 nucleotides. It is a transcript of the gene CAPN7, whose product is annotated as calpain 7. The transcript has 22 exons. Gene Ontology annotation, molecular function: calcium-dependent cysteine-type endopeptidase activity. Bases 480 to 2804 code for a protein of 774 amino acids. The record is from RefSeq and is a predicted model, not a curated record. Lineage: Eukaryota; Metazoa; Chordata; Mammalia; Pilosa; Megalonychidae. Gene Ontology annotation, biological process: proteolysis.